CUCAAAAAAAUUACAAGAAAAAGCAGAGGCUCCAAAUAAAAAACAGAUGGUAUUAAUCUUGCAGUUAAUCCUGCCUUGUGUUUACCCAGCUAAAUAAUGUAUGCUGUAUUGUUAAUUAAUGUGAAUAUCAAAUUAAAGCACUUGGAAACUAAUAUUCUUUCCAUGCAGGUAGGAGGGACUGAAAACAAAUCUAUUUUUAACUCUUGCGUAGCUCUGUAGUCUCUUGUGUAUGCGGAAGUUGUGGGAAAAGGUUGGACUUUCUGGGGAUAUGAGAAGUGGCCCUUUGCGGUGUUCAAUUUUCCUACCAUUCUACGCUGCUACAGAUCUAUGGAAUACCAGCAUGAAGAAAACCAGGAAGUGGAUUACAGUUCCUUCCACAAUCCGUUCCCUGAUGGCAAAUCCAUUUCUCAUGAAUACCAUCCGUCCGAUGUGCUUUUCAGCUGAUCCUACCGACAGCUCCUCAGAACCAUGAAGCGAAGAUCGAAUUAAAAGGUUUAUUUUUGUCCAUGACUGCGCAAUACGCAGGAAGACCGAAUGUAUGUUUUUUCUUAACGCGUCCUUAAAUGGUUCAUACAGGUAUCUAGAUCAUGAUGUGCAGCUCUGGAGACAUAGUGGACUGUCUUCAUGGGGAAGCCCUUCUUUGUAGUCUAAAUGAACAGCGCAUGCAAGGAUCCUUGUGUGAUGUCACUAUUGUUGUUGAAGAUACCAAGUUCAAGGCACACAGAAAUAUCCUUGCGGCUUCCAGUUUGUAUUUCAGAAACCAGUUCCUGAGCCAGAGCAUCUUAAUCCAGGGACAUGUGUUGGAACUUACUGAUUUUAAAGCAGACACAUUUACUGAAAUUCUAAAUUACAUAUACAGUUCCAAGGUUGCAAUAAAGAGAAAAGAAGCGCUGAGCGAUCUUGCAGAUGCUGGGAAGAAACUAGGAAUAACUUUCUUAGAGAAUAUCAAAACUUCCACCCAGAGUUGUAAGAGGUCUUCAUCAUCAUCAGUUCACGCCCAGUCCUCAGAAACUGAAGAAAAUAUGGCAGUCCCAUUGUAUAGAGGACAGAAUACUCUAAAAUCAGAAGGUGUAGAGAAGAAAAGAGAUGACCCAGCUGAGGCUAGUGGGCCAAGGAUCACUAAUGCUUUUUCCAUUCUCGAAACAGAAGUUAGUGUGUUUUCUCCACUUGAUUUGAGAGCUAACUUCAAGAAAUCCAGCGGGACAACAACAGAUGUAAAUUGUAGAGUUGACUGUGAGAAUUCUGCAUGUAAUGAUGGGGAGUCGGUGAACACCCUGGCUGAACACUCUUAUGCAGUGUCUUCUGGAGAUGCAGAUGUAAAAAGGGAUUCUGUAUUUGACCAUGGAAAUAAAAAUGAUCAUUCAAGGGCAGAAGAAAGCACAAUAUCGCAUUCAGUUUCUACCAUUCAAGAAACAAAGCCAGCCAGUAAUCUUCCUCUUCUAGAGCCUCAAUGUUUUACACCACAAACUAAAAUCCAGAGUGGUACCUUGGCAACAAAUGUCAACAGUCCAGCAGUGGGUGAUCAGAUAGCCAAACCCACAGAUUUCUGCAAUAGUAGAGAAAAUGAAGGCCACCUACCGCAGCUUCCUCUGGGUAAUUCACAUGUGGCCCAGCCUUUCCCAGAUCAAGCAAUUUAUGGUUAUUCUAAAAAGCAACAAGAUAUUUACCAUUGCAAAAACUGCAGCAAAGAAUUUGCACACUUAAAAAGAUUACAGCGGCAUGAGCAAAUCUGCUUUAAGGUGGUUCAUACGGAGAAAGAUAUUAGGUUGUCAAGCCGAUUUUCUGGGGACAUAACCGCAGACAAUUUUUGUACGUCUUCGGACCAAAAUAAUCUUUCAAGUAUCACCUCUCCUGGAACUGAUCAUUUUGUAAAAAUAAUAGAUGGCAAGAUAUUUUAUGUGUGUAUUGUUUGCAAGCGUAAUUAUGUAACACUGUCUAGUCUUCGGCGGCAUUCAAAUGUCCAUUCAUGGAGGAAAUCAUACCCUUGUCAUUACUGCAACAAAGUGUUUGCCCUAGCAGAGUACCGUACUAAACAUGAAAUCUGGCACACAGGUGAUAGGAGAUAUCAGUGUAUAUUCUGCCUAGAGACUUUUAUGACUUACUACAUCCUGAAAAACCAUCAGAAAUCAUCUCAUGGAAUUGACCCAAGGCUGGGGGUAGGGAACAAAACUAAUCGAGGGAUAAAACCCAGCAUUUAUCCUUACAAGCUCUAUAGACUUUUGCCUAUGAAAUGUAGAAGAGCACCACUAAGAAACUCUGCGAAUGGUGCAACAGAAAACACAGGAACACAUUUUCAAGGACCAGGCUCAUUUAACGCAACCUCUGUUGUUCAGAAUACACUUAGUUGUCAGCCUUUUGCUUUGGAAACCAGGGACAGUUUUUCUUCUACACUGGAUGCUCCUUCACAGAGUAUUUCAAAGUCAACUACAAACCAGGAUGUCUGGCCAUUUGACAUAUUACACUCUGCUAAUGAUCUGCCUGCUGUGACACACAAUUCGGAAAUAGACUCUGCUCCUAAGGAGAAUGAUAAUAUAGUCAGCCCAUCUUGCAACAUGGAACAUAAUAUGCCUUCCAUUAUCAAUUGUACCACCUCAGCACCUUCUGUGAUCAUGCACAGCAGUAGGGUCUCAUCUGUGAUCAUGCAUGGGAAUUCCAUCGCAGGAACAACAACAACAAAUGGUAUAGGAUGGUACAACGACAGAACCAAUGUUUCUGUAGAAAAAGAGAAUACUUAUCAAGAUAUAAACAAAGUGUUUGUAGAUUCACAACCUACAAGAGAGGAGGAGAAAAUUGAGGAAGACAAAGCUAAAGAAACUCCUCAGGAAAAAAGGGGAGUUUCUGUUUCUUCUUCAAAGAAGAACAAAAGUGUCAUCCAAAAAGGGAACAAAACAGAGACCUAUAUAGCCAAACCAGCGUUACCUGGAACUCUAGUAAACAGUGGUAUUGCUCCUCUAUGCCAGAUCACAGUAAAGAUUGGAAGUGAAGCUCUGGUGAAAAGGCAAAUCUCUGGAUCAUCAUUGUUUUUCAGAAAAAGUGGUAGACCAAAACACUCAGAGGUCAAAGCGAAGAAAGCAACUGUGUUACAUUCUGAUGAGGAGAAGAAAGAAAGGAGCUCCGUUCGACUUCGGAGAACAGAAAGUCUCAAGAUGGAAGAGAUGUAUGAUGACACUAGCGAUCACGAUGUGUCUGACAAGCCAUGGCGCCCAUACUACAAUUACAAGCCCAAGAAGAAGUCUAAGCACCUUAAGAAAUUCAGGAAGCUAAAGAAAAGGAAAAAACACAACAGGUUACAAGCUGUUGAAGAGAAAAUAAGCAAAGCAGACAUCAAGUGCUCAUCCAAGAAUGCAGUUGAAGAAAAUGAGAAUAGUGUUGCAGAAAAUAUACAGACAGUAGACUUUAAAUGUACUGAAACUACAAUAGAAGAAGAAGAAAUGGAAACUGCGGAGGAUUGGCAACUAGCUACCAAGUCUUACUUUUGUGAAUUGUGUCAAAAAUCAUUUCGGAAUCCUUCAACCUUAAAAGUUCACAUGCGCUGUCACACUGGAGAGAAACCUUAUCCGUGUAAAACAUGUGGAAAGUCCUUCUCCUUCCCUGGAAAUGUAACCAAACAUGAACGCAUUCAUCAGAGUGUGAGGAAUUAUACUUGUCAGUAUUGCAGCAAGUCGUUCAUGCUAAAUGAAUCUCUGAAAAAGCAUGAGAGGAUACACACUGGUGAAAAAAUGUACAAUUGUCAAUUCUGUCCUCAACAGUUCCUCUAUCUCUGCACAAAAAAGAAUCACGAACAAAGGCAUCUGGCAGAGCGUAGUGUUAAAGGGUUUGUCUGUAUCCAUUGCUCCAAAGUUUGUAAGACUGCCGCAGCUCUGGGAAUGCACCAAAAGAAACAUUAUCUCAGGAGCAAGAAGCAGAAGGAGCGGAAAGAGUUUCCAGUGAUAGGAAACUGGGGUGUUUUCUCAAAUCCAAACUGCAAAGAUUUAGAAACUACUAAAGACAAGGAGACGAGAGAGAUGUCAGAAAAUUUCCCUUCUUCCUUCCAUGACAAUGAUACUCCGUUGUUAACAUUUAACAGUAAUGUUGCAGAAAUAGUCCCCCAGAAUGUAAGUGCCAUAGGCAUGGUGGAGAAUGUAGACACAGGAGCGGAACUUGAUCACAAUUUUAUGACUCCACCACCACCCCCACUUCCACUUCCUCCAGCUACACUGCAUGAGAGUGUCUUGAUUGAGUUCCCAAAAAGUUGGAAGCACUGGAAAACAAGGCAGUACAGUUUGGAGGAGAGUUUGAAUUCUGAUCAUUCUUCUACAAGAGAGUGUACUAAGACUUUUACUGAAUUAAAAACAAUGACAAAUUUUGAUAAUCCGUUUGUUCCUUAGUGAUGAAACAUUUUCAACCAGCUCAUGUUUCUCAGUUUAAAGAGUAUACAGUAAUAUAUACCCAUUUGCUGCCCCCUAAAGUUGCAAAGGGGUUGCGUAAAAUGAUUGAGAAGUCAAAA
Messenger RNA from Spea bombifrons (plains spadefoot toad), 4486 nucleotides. RefSeq names its product zinc finger and BTB domain containing 38 (gene ZBTB38). The coding region runs from base 588 to 4367 and encodes 1259 amino acids. Gene Ontology annotation, cellular component: nucleus. Lineage: Eukaryota; Metazoa; Chordata; Amphibia; Anura; Pelobatidae. Gene Ontology annotation, biological process: regulation of transcription by RNA polymerase II. The record is from RefSeq and is a predicted model, not a curated record. The transcript has 2 exons. Gene Ontology annotation, molecular function: DNA-binding transcription factor activity, RNA polymerase II-specific; protein binding; RNA polymerase II cis-regulatory region sequence-specific DNA binding.